Messenger RNA from Chelmon rostratus (copperband butterflyfish), 405 nucleotides. It is a transcript of the gene nppcl2, whose product is annotated as C-type natriuretic peptide 2. Gene Ontology annotation, molecular function: hormone activity; hormone receptor binding. Gene Ontology annotation, biological process: receptor guanylyl cyclase signaling pathway; cGMP biosynthetic process. Lineage: Eukaryota; Metazoa; Chordata; Actinopteri; Chaetodontiformes; Chaetodontidae. Gene Ontology annotation, cellular component: extracellular region. The record is from RefSeq and is a predicted model, not a curated record. Bases 1 to 405 code for a protein of 134 amino acids. The transcript is spliced from 2 exons.
AUGGCUGCUUCAUCUUCCUCCUCCUCUUUCGUUCCUCUCCUCCUCCUCUUCCUCACCGUCGCCGUGGAGUCGAGACCUUCACCUGAACGAGACGACGCGCAGGUCUUACACUCUCUGUUUGGCUCUCGUCUCGCUUCUCUCAUCUUGGCCCCGCCCACCUAUGAUGACAUCACAGAGGGCUCGGCCGACCCCUCCUCUUCAUCCCCCUCCAGGGGAUUGGCUACGAGUCGUGGUGCUGCCAAGGGAUUGGCCGGCAGACAGGAGGCGGUCCCGCGAUUCUUCCUCGACUUCCUCCAGCGACAGUCCAAGAUGAGGAGGCGGAGCAGGAAGUCGAUGGUUGGAGGAAGAGGAUGCUUCGGGAUGAAGAUGGACCGAAUCGGCUCCAUCAGUGGGCUGGGCUGUUAG